Molecule: messenger RNA, 2274 nt
Organism: Sycon ciliatum
Lineage: Eukaryota; Metazoa; Porifera; Calcarea; Leucosolenida; Sycettidae
Product: dual oxidase maturation factor 1-like
Exons: 6
Coding region: 252-1775 (507 amino acids)
Biological process (GO): protein transport
Cellular component (GO): endoplasmic reticulum membrane
Source: RefSeq, a predicted model, not a curated record
AGGUUGCUUCUUGCACAAGUUGUCUCAAAGACGAUGAAAAUCAGGUUGCUUCUUCACGUCAGUUCAUGACGUUUGGGCUCUGAUCAACUCAGGAAAACACUGGACAAAGCCGUGGCCAGAGCUCUGCAAGCAAGAGUUCUCUAGCUCUUAUGUACUCUCACUGGAAACCUAAUUCAAUUUGGAAAAGGACUGUCGAUUGAGGUGAGCUCGGAGCAUUCUAGUCUGGUGCUAACUCAGACUGCGUGCUAGGCAUGGCAGAAUUCGCUAGCAAGUUCAGUGGUUUUCGCACCCCACCGGCGCCUGCGUUAUAUGGAGAAAUUCGGUCAGCAGUCACCGCAGAUGUGGUGGAGAUUGCACUGAUUGUUUCGUUCGUCAUAGUGCUAUUCUCCGUUCUCCUGUCAUCUAUCGGCAUUCUGGACAAGAGAAAGAAAGUAUCGUCCGUGAUCGGUGCCUCCGUUGUGGGAUACUUCUUUAUCUGCAUGCUCUUGUCCAUUUUUGGUUUUGGUUGGCGAGCCGGCUCACUGAAAACAGAAACAGCGUACAGACAGUUCACCAACCAGACAAUACAUGCCAAAGUCGGCUUGCACAUCGGUUUAUACAGCGUCAACAUCACGCUAAAAGGAGAACCUAUCAAGCAACUAUCCGAAGACAUAGACUACAAUGAACACUUUAACUUUGGAGUGCUGCAGGGACGGAUUGGAUUUGGUUCGCAAGCUGGUCUUGUUAGCCAAGAGUUCCGGUCAGCCCAGUUCCGCGGCAUACCCAACCCUAUACUCUGGAUUGCUGAGUACUUCACCAUCGAUGGUGAGCAGAUUCGCUGGGGGCGCCAGUACCGACAGGCCGGAUACUACACAGCACUACUGAUGUGGACUGCCCUUGCAUUCUUCUUCCUCACAGUGUUGACAGCCACAUGGACGCUGGCGUAUAGUGCGUGCCUGUCGUUCUUAACCGGUGUCCUACUGCUAAUGGCUUGCCUCACGUAUAGUCUACUGUACAACAUGGUGGGACCGCCACUCAAAAUACCAUUCGAGGAUGGUGUACUGGAAACUACGUAUGGUUGGAGUUUCAUCCUGACACUCAUCAAUGGUCUUCUCCUGUGUGUACUCGGCAUAGUCAUGAUGGUGCUUUAUCUUUUCUUCCCGGAUAUUGUGCUUGAUCUAUUGGAUAUAGACUUGAAUGAGACAGACGAGAUAGUGCUUAUCGACGAGGAACCUCCAAAUCAAGUGGCACCGGCAGGCCCGAAAAGUGUUAGUCCAGUUACCUCAGACAUCUGGGGCACUCAAACAUCAGAUAGCUUCACUUCCGUAGUCAACAGGCGGCGGGUAGGCAGCAUGCGAACCCUGAACGGGUUUCAGAUCAAGAGAAGACAGCGGAGUCGGCGCAGCCGCAGGGAGGUUGCCGCUUCUCAAUCAGAACCCGCGGACGAAGUUGACAGUGCAGUGUUCAGCAAUUCUUUGGCAACCAUCCAGGUAGAGCCCGAACAAGAGCAACCACUGCCCGAGAAGGGCUACUCAGUUUGUUCUCAGGAUAGUUCGCCAGCCGAGCUAGCAGUACCAGGUGGGGGUAUGCAGAUUCGCAGGAAAAGUAUGGAACUCCUGCAAAAUGCUAUGAAACAGCCCAUUGAGUACGUGACACGGAUCAUAAGUCCGAAGGCCUCUGUCCAUCGCGCUGGAAGCAGGCAAGAAUCAUCUGACGUCUUGCUCAAGAACCCUAAUUUCUCGUUUCACCUCACGGAGGAUUUGACCUACGACGAAGAAGACACCGGCAUGCCUUAGUCGACAGUGAAUGCCUCAACUAAAUGCUCAAGUACAUGAUCGGGCUGCAGUCAAUUUCGCUUCAUUGCAAAGUAACUAUGGAAAUGAAGCCGUCACAGCAUGCUCAGUUAUGUCAUUUCUAUAGACAAAGUAGAUCAUUUGCUCACAAGCGGAUCAGCAUUUUGUGAAGGAUUGGUAUCCUUUGCUCCUAUGCCUGCACAGUUGGUAAUAUAUCCGAUUGCAAAUGUAUGCUAGGGCAUGAUUAAUUUUGUUUACCAAUCGUUCCUAAUUAUUUUGUACUAUUCCAGGUUACAGCCCAAGCUGGCCAGUGCAGUCCAUACGUAUAUAUGUCUACUUCUUCAAGUAUAUUGUUUAAACACAUUAUAUUUGACGUAACUUCAUUUCAGUAAUUUCUGUUCAGAAACCAGGCACCUACAGAUACAUUGCACCUAAAAGGCACUAGAGUAUGCACUAGAGUAUCAUGCACUGUGUGUGAAGGCCAUGAAUGCUGGUCACCCAA